This is a messenger RNA of Oenanthe melanoleuca, 1519 nucleotides long. It is a transcript of the gene FANCF, whose product is annotated as FA complementation group F. The coding region runs from base 217 to 1254 and encodes 345 amino acids. The record is from RefSeq and is a predicted model, not a curated record. Gene Ontology annotation, cellular component: Fanconi anaemia nuclear complex. Gene Ontology annotation, biological process: interstrand cross-link repair. The transcript has a single exon. Lineage: Eukaryota; Metazoa; Chordata; Aves; Passeriformes; Muscicapidae.
UGGUGCUCGGUUUUUAUUAUUUUAAUUCGGCUCAAUUUCCCGCUCCGGGCUGGGCGAUCGGCCGGAAGGUGAGUGACGCCUCCUUUAACAAAAGCUCGAUCCGCAUUGGAUUGACGUCCCGCUCAGCCAAUGGAGUUACAAACGCCAUCCCUCCGCUCGCCUCGGCCCUGGCUGCCGGGGGGACCCCGCUCAAACCUGUAGCGCCAAGGCUGGGCCAUGGAGGUUGUGCUGGGGCAGGUAGAGCAGCUGCCGGCGAUCCUAGCUGUAUCCCGCUCCGCGUUGGUGCGGGACUGGGACUCCCUCACCCUGGACAGGGCUCUAGAGUGGGCCCGGUAUUUCCAGCACCUCUAUGACCGCUUCCGUACCCGGCCCCGGCUCCGGGAGGCCCUCGGGCGGCGGCUGCGCCGGUCUCAGCCGUACCCUCAGCUCGGCUUCUCCACACUGGGCCGCUGCCCACAGCUGUUGGGGCUGGCGCUACUGGAGAACCGCGCUUUGCCGCCCGCCGCCUGCCGCCGCCUGCUCCGUAGCCUUCCGCAGUCUCCCGGCGCGAGGACUGGCUCCGAGCCCCGCGGCCUGGAGCUGAUCGCCCGCCGCAAGGCCGCGGCCUGCCUGCUGGCGCUGCCUCGCCGCCCACCGUGGCGUCUCCCCGCGCCAGAGGCGCAGCUGCUCCUGAGCCGGCUGCAGGAGGAGGCGGAGAUCCCGGAGGCCGCGGGGCAGCUCCGCUGGCUGUGCGCUGUUCUGGAGCAGCUGCCCCAGCCCCGCGCCUUCGAGGUCGUGGCUGCGGCGCUGGCCCUGCUCAAGCAGGGACGUGGCCAGGGUCGGGAUGGGAGCAGCCUAGACGGGUGCCAGGCGAGUGCUGCCGGAGACGGAUGCACCGCCGAGCUCCUCCUUUCCUGGCUGCUGGGCAGCCAGGAGCGAUUUUCUGCCUUCUGCCUUUGCCUGCCAUGUUCCCAUCUUGCUUUCCUAGCUGGUCACUAUUCCCAGUUAAGCAGAUCUUAUUUGGACCUCUUAACCGUCUGGGGAAGCCACUUGAUCUAUGACCCCUUGCAAGGACGGUGGGUUAAAAGUUGCCUUGACGAAGCUGAAUUGUCUUGGGAAGAAUUAAGGCAGCGCUUCAGCUGCCUCUGUCAGGGAUCCACACUGCUUAAAGAACAGACCCAAGCUGCUCUGAAACUCCUGAGGACACAAGAUGGAGACUUUAAAGUCUGUGGCGUAAGUGUGUGGACUGACUUACUGAUGGAAGUAGGCUGCUAAUUCUUGAACACAAAAGCAACGUGAAAACUUAUAAAACCAAGCAAAUCUGGUUAACUUUAUUUUAUAUGAAAGACAAGACAACUACACUUCGUUGAAAACCAAAUGUAAUUGAGACUGAUCAUGAUUCUGACUGCAUCUGUUAUCUGAAGUCUUUCAGGGAGGCCUGGUGUUUUCUUGUAAUUGUGCUGUCAUUUCUGGUCAACACAGUAAAGGUCUUCCUUUUCAGUGUUUGUUGGUUAAUUAUCUAAUAAAAUGAAGAAAAUCC